AUGGAUGAAGAUGAUAAAGGAUGGCUCGAUAAGCGCAAUGAAAAGGCCCAGGACAACCUUGCCAAUGCAUUGAAGGAAAUUGCCUCUGAUGCCGGUCGGCCUGACUCUGCUCAAAUUGAAGCCUUACUGAUAAAAGAUCCAUCAAAGUAUCGUUUCAUCUCCGAAGACGAGUUUGAAACAAUCAUGUACGUGUUUGAGCGAACCACCUGCGAUCGCCAUCCCCUUUUGGAACUCGAUCUAUCCAAACUUCCCCCCCUUUCCGAGUUGUUACCACAAUUUGAGCCUGACUCCUUGUGUUCCACCCUUGCACUACCCGAACUCCCCGUACAACCGAACGACCUUUCUAUCAUUACAAGUAACUUAACAUCAAAACCUCAUAAUUAUAACAAACCAUCGCCUACUGUGAACAUGUCAUCUCAAGAGUUGAAAUGGUCUGCCGAAAAUCCUUUCCGACACUUGUUUUUACUUAAGCCUUGUGCAUAUGCUGUGUACGACUGGUGGAAGCUUAGGCGUCAGGCGCGCGAAGGAAGGCCCAUCGUUCCCUCUCUGAACUCGGAUGAAAGUAAUGAGAAUGACCCCUAUGUUUGCUUUCGACGCCGCGAGGUCAAGAGUGCCCGUAAGACGCGUAAAACUGAUACCCUUCAACUUGAAAAGCUGGUGCGUCUUGAGUCAGAACUCGGACAAGCAAAGUCGCUCUUUUUCAUGGUUGCUCAGCGAGAACGUUUGAAAGAACGCGAAAUAUCUGAAGCAAAGGAGUGUUGGGCUCAUGCCCAUGAGCUCAUGACCUUGAAACGACGCUGGAGCAUUAUUGGCCCAGAUAAGGGACAUGAGGAUGAAAGCCUCUUCUUUGGAAUCCAGCCGGACCCAACGGCUCCAAUUCAUUCUUCCGCAGCGUUACAAAAUACUCAGUUGAUGAAGAAGAAACGCAAGGCUGAUGAAAUUUCAUCACCCUCAGCGGUCACCUCGACAACGCUAAAGCUUCGUCGCCCCAAGUCUGAAACGGAAAGCACAUCAAAUGCUAAAGCUGUUUCUGACAAUUCUGCGUUAAAAAGCUCGUCACUCAUGGAACGUACUACUGCUAUGCAACAAUAUAUCGACCGCGAAUGCACACUAAGACAACAAGUCGAUGCGGGUGUGGAGGAUCUAACGGAUACAGCCUUCCAGCCUGUUGUGGCUCCUCCUGCGUUGCGUGCGUUUCGACCUAUUCAGUCGGACAAUCAUGAUACCCACUUCUGGUCGAACCACCCAUUUGCUCGCCCUGGCAGACAGUCCUGUUUUCGUCGCCGCAUAGGGCGCGGUGGGCGUAUUUUCCUUGACCGUCGGCCUAUUGCUGUAAGUCCUGCACCAGCAAAUAUAGGCGCUUGGCCUCGGCAGCGCCAGAAUGGAUUUCCUCUUGCUACGUUUGGGUUUGAUCGUUCGUUUGAUCCAAUGAAGCGCGCAGAUGCCACAGGUCGCAUCUUGGGAGCGACGGAUUCAUUCCGUUAUCAUACACCUCUCAUUCACUCAGCUCGUGUGGCACCCAUGCUUCUACCCACACCUGACUUAUCUUGGGAUCCUUUGAAUUCCAAAGACCCGCGUGCUCCAUUGACACAUAAUCCAGACUUGCAAUUCAAGUGUCUAAGUAAAAAUGGCGCCUAUCACGUGCCGCAAGGUACUGACGAUGCCAGCGUGUCAUCCGACUCUACUGAUCAUACUCACAUGACUGAUGAUACUGCAGACGGGCAAAGUACGCAGGCGACGGAUUUGGAUCAAGACGAGGAAGCCAUGAAGGAAGACAAAGACGGUGCAUAUGUGGCUCGCAAACGAGACCUGAAUGUGGAGGAAGAGUCUGUGGAAGAACAAAUGGAGCGCGCCCAAAAAUUAGCUGAGCGAUGGCGCUACAACGAAGAUGGAGGACGUUACGCGGGUCUUGGCUUGCUUGGCCUAGGCGGGAUGGAGGGUGAUGAAGAGGCAGUCCUGGAUGACUAUGAUCAGCGCUUUAUUCGUUACCGCAUGUCUCUGCUAGAUGAGACAAAUUUGCUUAAACUUUCAACAGAUUGGACAUAUAUGCGACAAGCUUUGAUUGCUGCUUCUUCGAACGCUCAAUCAAAGCCAACCAUUGCAGUGGGUACAGAUAAUGCAAAGAACGCGAACUCAGCAGAAGCACCUACCGGGCGCAUGUCUGAGUCCAUGAAUGCUGCAAGUCCAUUAUCUUCCGACACCAAAGAAACUUCAACUAAAUCGAACUGA
Molecule: messenger RNA, 2229 nt
Organism: Malassezia globosa CBS 7966
Lineage: Eukaryota; Fungi; Basidiomycota; Malasseziomycetes; Malasseziales; Malasseziaceae
Exons: 1
Coding region: 1-2229 (742 amino acids)
Biological process (GO): regulation of transcription by RNA polymerase II
Cellular component (GO): NuA4 histone acetyltransferase complex; piccolo histone acetyltransferase complex
Source: RefSeq, a predicted model, not a curated record